Molecule: messenger RNA, 5055 nt
Organism: Symbiodinium sp. CCMP2456
Lineage: Eukaryota; Dinophyceae; Suessiales; Symbiodiniaceae
Source: the annotation of a GenBank genome assembly
AUGGUGGAGUCAGCGUCGGCGGCACGGCAUGGUGGCGGUUUGUUCGCUCACGGAGAGGUCGUCAUUACGGAGAACUCGCUGAUUCGAGUCAGGCAAACCCGAGCACUUGGAAUAGGAGGCGGCUUCAUGUCAGUCAGCUCGCUCACGGUGUCGGCUGGCAGCCUUGACCUCGAGCACACGACCGCAAGAUCAGGAGGAGGCUUUGCGACCAACGGGAGCUUCUUCGCAAGCGAUGGCGCAGCCAUCAGCAUUCACAGCUCCAAAGCCGGAGUUAGUGGGGGAGGCUUCCUCGCCUUGGGGCAGUUCGUCAGCUUUACCAACAGGUCUUCCGUUGUCAUGCAGGAUGUCAGGGCCAAGCAAUUCGGAGGAGGAUUCUUAGCGGCCUUCGGCUCGGUCAUCUUUGGGGGUAUGUCUGAGAUGACGGUUGUAAACGGCCAUGCCACCAGAUUGGAUGGGGGGGGCUUUGCCUCCGCGAGGCAGCUUGAGGUGGAUGGUGGUUCGACAAUCAGGCUCCGGAACGUUUCCGCCGGAAGGGCAGGAGGGGGAUUCGCAAUCCGGACAUCAAGAGCACGUGUCCGGGGUCACUCCAGAGUGAUGAUUUCCGACAGUCAUGCUGACUUAUCUGGAGGAGGCCUAUACGUAGCGAUCCUCGAGGUGUCCGACAAUGCAGCCGUCAGUAUCCAGAACAGCUCUGCAGUCGCAGGAGGAGGUCUCUAUGUAUGCGGGUGCAACUUGACAUGGGCAAGGCUUGGUGGAGAGCUUGUUGUCGUCAGCAAGAGCUCGUUUCUUAGCAUUCAAGGCACCAGAGCUCAGCUUGACGGAGGAGGGGUGUAUGCUAACGGUGCCGUUGUUGUCGCUGGUGCUUCCAAUGUAGUGGUGUCUGACAGCCAUGCGGUCAGAGGCCAGGGUGGUGGCUUCCAUGCGAAACGUAAGGUGCAGGUGGUUGAUGGCUCCAUGCUUCGAUUUCGGCAUGUUUCUGCCGGGGACCUGGGUGGUGCCUUCGGGAUUGCUGUGCCGGAUGCAGAGAGUCUGCUAGUUGUGAACGAAUCAGGCCUGAGUAUUGACGGUGCAACUGCCGGUACGGGUGCCGGAGGAUUCUUCGCAGCAGACGCCAGUUCCACUGUUGUGAUCGCAGGUUAUUCUAAGCUUGUGCUCAGCGACUGCCACGCGCAGAAGGGCCGUGGCGGAGGCUUCAUGACUUCCAGGCUGCAGAUAACCGACCAUGCCGCAGUCUUGAUCCAGAAUUGCUGGGCCAGUGGCACGGGCUUCUUUGGAGGGGGGUUUCACGCAGUUUUUCCGUACCACGAGACUUUGGAGACUGUUCUUGUUGCCAACAGCUCGGUGCUCAGCGUGCGUGCUGGCAAGGCAAUGGCCGGGGGAGGAUUUCUCUCUGCAGGAAAGGUUUUGGUUACAGACGCUUCAAAGCUGGAAGCUUCGGAAUGCCAUGCACGUGAGGGUGGAGGCUUUAGCACAUCUGCUUUGCAAGUGACCGGCCGCUCUUCCGUAUCGAUCGAAAAUGCCACAGCCACGUCAGAUUUCGGAGGUUUCCGGUCGCAGAAAAGGGUCGUGGUCUCCGAUGGCUCGACGAUUAGUCUUCGCGGCACAAUGGCUGGACGAAAUGCAGGAGGCUUCGGGGUGUUUGGACCGCUUGUCCUUGCCGGCAGGUCCCAGCUCUGGGUUCGCAACUCCUUCGCAAGUACUGGAUGCUGCGGAGGCUUCUUGGUCGAACAGCGACUUCCAGACAGUCUACCUGCGGUGCAAGUGACUGACGGCUCAGCCAUUCAUAUUGACAAUGCUACAGCACGACUCCAUGCCGGAGGUUUCUUCGCAGAGCGUGGAGACGUUGAGGUCAGUGAUGGCUCACGCAUCAGAAUUCAGAAUGUUGCCACUGCUGCAUAUGCUGGCGGCUUCAUGGUGGUAGACAAAGGGUUGUCAGUUGUCAACGGCUCGGCCAUCCGAAUUCGAACUGCCACCGCCGGACAGCAUUCGGGAGGGUUUGCUGUUGCCGCAGAGGUGUUGGUGGAGUCCAACUCGAGCAUCGUGAUUUCCGACGCCAUGGCCCGAAAAGGAAACUCAGGGGGCUUCGGCGCCAGAAGUCUGCAAGUUGUCAGCCGAUCGAUGAUACACAUCAAGCGGGCCCAAGCCAGUCUAAAUGGAGGAGGUUUCUUCGUGAACGGCCAGGCAGUGGUCACUGGGCAUUCCGAGGUAGUGGUUUCCAACAGUCGCGCCAUUGAGGGACAUGGCGGAGGCUUGUCCACUUCACGAUUGUACUUACAACAGAACUCCACAGUCGAUGUCCGGACAACUUCAGCAGGACAGCAGGGAGGUGGCGUCUUUGCAUGCGGCUGUGUUCCCAACUUCGCAUCGGAGGUUGUGCUUGUUGCCGAUGGCUCCAGUCUUUCAGUUUGGAAUGCCACGGCUGCCCAUUCCGGUGGAGGACUUGCCGCUGGUGGACAGGUUGUGGUCGCUGGUUGGUCCAUGGUGGCGGCUUCCUAUUGCCACGCAACAUCUCGAGAUGGUGGGGGAGUGGCAGCUGGGACUUUGCUACUCCAUGAAAGCUCAGUUGUCAGCAUCCAGAAAGCCACAGCCGGUCAAUUCGGGGGAGGCUUGUACACAGAAGGAAGCAUACUGGUCGGGGCCGCCUCCACACUGACCAUCUCCAACAGCUCGGCCGAACUACACGGAGGAGGUGUGUAUGCUGUCAACCACAAUUACGUUUCCCACUCCAGCGACUCAACAAGUGCUUUGCCGGGCAAUCUGGUAUUGGAUGAAGGCAUGUUGAUCAUCAGCGACACCAGGGUGAAGGGGCUGGGGGCGGCAGCAUUUGUGCAGGACCGUCUCUUAGUUGGAGCUGGGUCCAGCCUGAACGUACACAACGCAGUGGGUCGCGAUCUUUCCAGUGUGGUAGCCGCAGGGUGUAUGCACCUCAGCCCGAGUGCGACAGUUCUCCUGGAAGAUGUCGUGGGAGGCCAUGGCCUCGACUUGCGAAAUGCCGACUGCUCAAGCGCCUGCACAAAUCGUACUUUCGAGGUCGCCUCUGGAGCGUCUUUGACGGCCAGCGGGUAUUUGAGGUCGGGUCUGUUAGCCCUGCAAACCUGCCCGUUUGAAGUCGUUCACCUUUCGCAUAUGCACCUCCUUUCUUGGUCCAGUCCUGUACUGAGCAGCUACACACGGCCACACCAGGUGGUGGUUGCCGAUGUCAGCAUCGACUACAAACCACCGUUGCACGAUGUUCUCAUCUUGGCAACAGAAGAUGAAUUCACAGUGGAUUCAUUGGACGUUUCAUGCAAGGACUGUGGGCAUGGAGUUGCUUUUAAUGCAAGCAGGAGCGAACUGCGUGCCCUGAGCACUCCAUCACUUGCGUGCCCGAUGGCAGCAUCGGUAUCAAAAGGCACGCUGCAGAAAUGCGCUUGUGCAGAUUAUCAGACAACCCGGAAGGCAUAUGCUGACCGUGAGGUUGUGAUGCUGCAAGACAUACUGCGCACCUGCACUUUCUGCGAACCACACACUUCCUUCAUCAAUGGGACAUGUCGCAAGUGUGCACCAUACAGCGCUUGGUCAGAUGGCAAGUCUGACAGCUGCCACUUCUUGCCACAGGAUGGCACACAACUCGGUGCAUUGUUUUCAGCGUCUGCCAGCUGUGUAUUCCUUGCCUUCGUGUUUUACCAGAUCCUGCGGGCUCCUUUGGUUGUCGUAGAUGCAAAAUCGCAGCGGAUCCCGCACAGGCUACGCAAAGCUGCAGGUAGUAAGCCCUUCCCGGAUGGAAUGGAUCAGAGGUCUUUUUCCAUGUCCUUGCAAGGCCCCAUUGUCGAUCUCCCACAGUUCCUGUCGCGGCAGCUCCAUCGUCAGCUGUGCUAUCGCGUCAGCGGCACAGGCCUCCAAUGGUUGGACUUCAGUCCCGACAAUGCGAAGGCAGUGAAGAUCCAGAGUGUCGAGAGCAACAAAGUUGAAGUACAAGGCGUACACGUCCCAUAUGAUUGUGCAGCUGCCAUCGGUGCCUUGCAUGCCACGGAACUAGUGCGUCUGAUGCUGCCACUAUGCACAGCUUUGUUCUUGGCGGUGUUGCUGCCAGUCGUGCUUCAAGUUGCAUUCAUGUCCGGCAACGGCAUUGUGCAUGUUCUUGUCACAGCCGGGUACUGUGCGCUCCCAGUGUGCUUGGCAGCUCUGAUUCUUCACCCGGCUGUCGCAUGGCUCAUUGACCAGCGAUGCCACAGAACGCCCUUCUCCAAACUCUUGGAUGAGUACCGGCGCCGCAUCCACUUCGACCCCCACCCGGGCCCAGAUGGAAUGCACCCCAGCAAACAAGGUUUGAUGGUCCUGACAUUGUGGGAACUUUGGGGCCAUUUCGAGACUUUCAUCCUGGAUCGAAACAUGCACUUUGUGGUGAACAACAUGGUCAGGCCUUUGACUCGAGUCAGACAGGUGGCCUUCGUGAGCCUCUGGGGUGGAAGACAGGUGGACUACUUUGUCUCCCACUCGUGGGGCACAAGUUUCGCACAUUUUGUGCGAUCGAUUCACUGUCAUGCUCUAUCAAGGGAAGGUCAGCUUUGGAUGGACGUGAGCUACUGGAUUUGCUCGUUUGCAAAUAACCAGUGGGAUAUCGAGGCAGAGUUGGGAGAGACCAUCAUGGACAGCGCUUUUGCUCGAACUCUCCGUGGUGACAUCAAAGGUGUGGCCAUGGUCCUUGAUCACGAAGUGCAGCCCCUCACCAGAGUAUGGUGCCUGUUCGAGUUCCUGCUCUCCAAGCAGCUUGAUUUGGAGCUUGUGUUUGCAACCGAUGUUGGCGUAAUAGGCGAUGAUGGAUGCACAUCCUUCGACAUUGCACUGGAGCUGGGCAACAAGAUCGAGUCUUUGCAAGUCGUAAACUGUGCUGCUUCAAGUGAUUUGGACAGGACUCGCAUCUUCGAGUUCAUCGUUUCGUCGCUGGGCAGCCUAGAGAGCAUGGACGAGCAGAUCAGGGAUCUCAUGGGCCGGAUGCUGAAAAAGAACCUGGCAAACGUGGGAGUUGCCACAAGCAGCUUGCUACAAAGGUUGGGUCAUGUUGGAACCGACUGA